Aspergillus ruber CBS 135680 is the source of this 888-nucleotide messenger RNA. Its product is annotated as SGNH/GDSL hydrolase family protein. The transcript has 5 exons. Bases 1 to 888 code for a protein of 295 amino acids. NCBI's taxonomy places the organism in Eukaryota, Fungi, Ascomycota, Eurotiomycetes, Eurotiales, Aspergillaceae. Gene Ontology annotation, molecular function: hydrolase activity, acting on ester bonds. The record is from RefSeq and is a predicted model, not a curated record.
AUGAAAAUUCAUUUUAUUUGGCUGGUAGCCAGUAUUAUUGGUAUUGCUACUGCAACGCCUCUACCACGACAGAAUGUCGACGCCACAUACUUUUUUACAUUCGGAAACUCCUACACAGACACAACAUUCUCCCCAAACAAAACCGCCCCAUCCGCCUCCAACCCCAUGGGAAACCCUUCCUUAGGAACCGGCACAACAGCCGGUGGGACAAACUGGGUCGGCUACCUAACAGCCACCCAAAACGCCUCUCUGGUUCUCUCGUACAACCUUGCUGUCGGCGGCGCAACGAUCGAUAAUACCCUUGUAUCCGGGAAUCCGAAAGAUCUUGUCUCACAGUUUGAUGUGUUUCAGUCGACGUAUGCUGAUAAGGAUGCUGCGGGGUGGACGGGUGAGAACGCAAUUUUUGCGGUUUGGAUUGGAAUUAAUGAUAUUGGAAAUGCGUACUCAAAUACGGAUGCCGAGACAUUUACGUCGAAGUUGAUUGCGCGAUAUAGAUCGCUGGUCGAGAAGAUUUACCGUGACGGUGGCCGCAAGUUCCUCUUCCUCAAUGUGCCGGCUGUUAGCCGUACGCCUGAGAUCCAGAGUCAAGGGAAAGAGGCCGCCAAAUCGCAUGCGAAAUACCUCUCAGUCUUCAACGAGAACGUCGAGUCGAUGGUGAAGAACUUCACGACCAGCCAUAAAGAUACAACCACUGUGCUAUAUGAUUCAUGGUCAUUUAUGACCAAGGUGCUGGAUAAGCCCCAGAGCUAUGGCUUUCCGAAUGCCACUUGCGUUAACGAUGAUGGGCAUAGUUGUAUUUGGUGGAAUAGUUACCAUCCGACCUCGAAGUAUCAUCAGCUUCAGGCGGAUGAUAUGAAGGCACAUUUGGAGCCUCUUGGGGCGUGGUAG